Molecule: messenger RNA, 588 nt
Organism: Trichoderma aggressivum f. europaeum
Lineage: Eukaryota; Fungi; Ascomycota; Sordariomycetes; Hypocreales; Hypocreaceae
Exons: 3
Coding region: 1-588 (195 amino acids)
Cellular component (GO): membrane
Source: RefSeq, a predicted model, not a curated record
AUGGCGCUUGGAGCCAAUCUCACCAACACAGCUCUACGAGCGGCCUCUCUAUUCUGCUAUGUCAUGACAUGGAUUUCCGCCAUCAUCGUCACCGGUAUAGUGGGCAACUUCUUGGAGCGAUUUUCGAACCGGGGCGUUGAUAUCGUGUACAUGGAAGUCAUUGCUGUCAUAACGAUGGUUGUGUACCUCGUUGGAAUGAUUUUGCCAUGCUUACCCAAGUACGGCGGCCAUAUGGCGCCCAUGCAUCUCAUCUUCAGCUAUCUUUGGCUCACGGCGUUCAUCUUUGCCGCUCAAGAUUGGAGCCACCAUCGGUGCAGAAAUUCGAUUCCUCGAUCUGGGCUCUGUGGCCGAAAGCAUGCCAUUGAAGCAUUCAACUUUCUUGCCUUCUUCUUCAUCUUGUGCAACCUCAUCAUUGAAGGGUUCCUCUUCAGAGCUCACAGACGAACCGACACUGGCACCACCGGCACUCACCAUGUUACCAAAGAGCGACCAGCUUCUGGUGUUUCUGGAGUGUCUGGAGAAACUGGCACCACUGCACCACCGCCGCCUGCUGCGGCACCGGUCAACAACGGCACCACUGCUGUCUAA